CCUGGAAGUGGCGGCGCUCAGCUUUGCAUAGCAAUGCACAGCUUUGCAUAACCAAUACAAGCAGGCAUUUAAAGACGACAACGCUGUCACAGACCUAGCAGUUAACCAGGCGCGGACCCACCAUUUGCAAUGAGACCCUCGAUGCAGGCUCCGUUCCUGAUCGCCCUGGGCUUGCUUCUUGCCGGCCCUGCUGCUCCUCUCCGUAGCUUUUCCUGGGAUAACUGUGAUGAGGGGAAGGACCCUAUGGUGCUCAAAAGCCUGACUCUGGAACCUGACCCCAUUGCCGUUCCUGGGAACGUGACUGUCAGUGCCGAGGUGAAGACCACUGUCGCCCUCUCUGCUCCUCAGAAGGUGGAACUAACGGUGGAGAAGGAAGUGGCUGGCGUAUGGGUCAAAAUUCCAUGUGUGGAUCAGAUCGGUAGCUGUACUUUUGACAAUGCCUGUGAUAUACUAGACGCUUUGACUCCCCCUGGGCAGCCCUGCCCAGAGCCCCUGCACACCUUUGGGCUUCCCUGCCACUGUCCCUUCAAAGAAGGCACCUACUCACUGCCCAAGAGUACUUUCCCCUUGCCUGACCUGGAGCUGCCCAGCUGGCUCAGCAACGGGAACUACCGUGUCCAGAGCAUCCUGAGCAGCGGUGGGAAACGUCUGGGCUGUGUCAAGAUCACUGCCUCUCUAAAGGCCAAAUGAUGUGGCACCAGCCUCAGCAGAAUGAAGGAGUAUGAGGAAGUCGUCCGUCUUCCCCUGUCUUGUGUUGGCCAAGGCCUGAUUCUAACUCUCUGUCUACCUUUUUAAGCCCCUUUCUACAAUGAUGCUAUUCCCCUCACUGAAAGCCAUUUUGUGCCACCUACAUUUUAGGUGUGGGCAAGCAGCCCUAACCUCAGGGAGCAUGAGCUUGGGGUUCUUGAUAGCCCAGGACGUGUCCCGGGCUGGCCACACCGUUUCUUCCUCAUUCCUUUGGCUUUCUCUCUAAGAGCUUAACUCAUUUUCUAAACAGUCAAAAGGAAUGGGACCAACAUGUUUUGUGACCCCAAGUUCUGACUGACCCAGUCUUGACCUCCUGAAGUACCUUUAUGAUUUUCUCAUUAAAAUUUUGUCACUUACUUAAAAGUAGAGAGUAUUAACAGUUUUCAUUUUACUCCAACCCCCUCUUACAAUGAAGAGGCUGAAGUAGUUGAUCUCAGCCUGUUCCUCCAUUAACUUCUAUGAUUAAUUUCGUAUUCUGUUCUAGAUUUUCCCAGUUAGCAAUGGGGCAUGAUGUAUCAUGGAGAGGCAGGGUGUGUGGUGGGGGCUACGUUGGGAGAGAUAUUUAAGGAUGCUCUAUGUGUUUAAGAUAGUUGAUAAACUCAGGUGCCCGCAGGGCCAAGCAUGAGAGGUAAAUGGGUGACAAAGACCACAAGGAACAUGUUUUCAGGCAUGUCUUCCCUUUUUCCUUUUGACAGCAGGAUGUAUGCGUUGGUAUGAGGCAGCUAAUGCCCAGUCUCGAGUUGGGGGUAUAAUUGGGGAUGGGGUUAGGUGUUGGAAAGGGAACAUCCGGUCUGCAGGGGCAGCUGCUGUCCAGAUAGAGCCAGUUAGUGCCACAUGAGAAUGUGUAGGGCCAGUUUGCCAAAUAUUCUCAAAUCUUUUCCCUUAGAGAAGCCAGAAAUCUAGACUUUUAUAUGAAAUCUUACAAUUUUCAAAUAUUGGAAACUAAUUAUUUUUUAAAACAUUGUGUGGGGCCUAAGGGGCCAAACGGACUUGUCAGGGGGGACAUCUGGCUCCUGGGUGGCCAGUCUGCAAACUCUGACCUAUGGACAUGCAUGCCUUGUCCGUUCCUUGUCAAGACAACCCCUCCAGCACCCUUUCCUCCCUCUCUAAGGCCAAAUCCAUUGGGUCUGACCCAAGAGGAAGGCUCUUCCAGGGCUAGGGGAGGUAGAGAUAUAAAAGCUGUGAGCUAUGGGGAUCAUGAGGCUGCCUGCUCGGCUUUGGAGUGCUGAUAGGACGAAUGGCGCAGACGCUGAAGAGUUGGUCCCACCAGCAGCUGCUCUGUGGAGUGGGAAUCCAACGAAGAGAGGUGGACUCGUGUCAGGUGCCUGGGUUUGUCCACUGACUUCUCCUCCCAUGACAACUUACUGACCACAGACCAGCCCCGGCUUCUGGGCUCAUCUGAAGCCUGGAAUGGCAAUAAAUCUUUUUAAUUUGCUCAGAA
Molecule: messenger RNA, 2188 nt
Organism: Equus caballus (horse)
Lineage: Eukaryota; Metazoa; Chordata; Mammalia; Perissodactyla; Equidae
Gene: GM2A
Product: ganglioside GM2 activator
Biological process (GO): ganglioside catabolic process; lipid transport
Cellular component (GO): cytoplasmic side of plasma membrane
Molecular function (GO): lipid carrier activity; enzyme activator activity
Source: RefSeq, a predicted model, not a curated record